Messenger RNA from Bolinopsis microptera, 552 nucleotides. Its product is annotated as translocon-associated protein subunit gamma-like. Gene Ontology annotation, cellular component: membrane; endoplasmic reticulum. Lineage: Eukaryota; Metazoa; Ctenophora; Tentaculata; Lobata; Bolinopsidae. The transcript has a single exon. Gene Ontology annotation, biological process: SRP-dependent cotranslational protein targeting to membrane. Bases 1 to 552 code for a protein of 183 amino acids. The record is from RefSeq and is a predicted model, not a curated record.
AUGUCUGCACCCCUUACUGCGGAAGAAGAGAUCCUGUUGGCUGAUUUCUCUAGAACCGUCCCCAGGAGUACUUCCAUCCUCUUCCAUCUCAAUGCUCUGUUUGUCUCAGCAUUGCCAAUGUGGUUGUUCUGGAGAAUCCAGCAGCUGGAGCUGAACACCUACGGUAUCAUGUUUGGUAUUGUCACCAUCAUCUCCACAUUCCUCUUGUCUCUUGCGUACAAGAAUGUGAAAUAUUCUCUUAAACAUAAGAUUGCACAGAGAAGACACGCUGGAGUUACCGCUGAGGUUAUGCAGCAGGUUGCUGAUGCUUCCAGCGAGAAGAAGAAGACAGUAAAGAAGGAGAAGGACGACAGAGUCCUCUUCAAGAAGACCGAAGUUGCUGAUCUGGAAGCUACUCACUUCAGCAUUUUCUACAACAACGCUCUCUUCCUCUUCCUCACUAUCAUCCUUAGUUUCUACGUCCUGAAAAACUUCAGUCCCGGUGCCAACUACCUCGGAUCCUCUGUUACCUCUGCUUGUGUCGUCGCUUUCCUGUCCACUAGCUCCGGUUAA